Megalops cyprinoides (Indo-Pacific tarpon) is the source of this 1323-nucleotide messenger RNA. It is a transcript of the gene gapdh, whose product is annotated as glyceraldehyde-3-phosphate dehydrogenase. Bases 110 to 1111 code for a protein of 333 amino acids. The transcript is spliced from 12 exons. The record is from RefSeq and is a predicted model, not a curated record. NCBI's taxonomy places the organism in Eukaryota, Metazoa, Chordata, Actinopteri, Elopiformes, Megalopidae. Gene Ontology annotation, molecular function: oxidoreductase activity, acting on the aldehyde or oxo group of donors, NAD or NADP as acceptor; NAD binding; NADP binding. Gene Ontology annotation, biological process: glucose metabolic process.
GGUACAAUAAAUUCCGAACGCACCUUCUCUCUGCCCAGCUCAUACUUUGAGUUCAAGAUCAGACGGACAGAGGCUACUCACAAACGAGGACAAGACAAAGUCAGGCAAAAUGGUGAAAGUUGGAGUCAACGGAUUCGGGCGUAUUGGUCGCCUUGUGACCCGUGCUGCUUUCCACUCUGGGAAGGUUCAGAUUGUGGCCAUCAAUGAUCCCUUCAUUGACCUGGACUACAUGGUGUACAUGUUCAAGUACGACUCCACCCAUUCACGCUUCCAUGGUGAGGUGAAGGCUGAGGGCGGCAAGCUCCACAUUGCUGGCCACACCAUCACCGUCUUCCACGAGAGGGACCCUACUAACAUUAAGUGGGGCGAUGCUGGUGCUGAGUACGUCGUGGAAUCCACUGGUGUCUUCACCACCAUAGAGAAGGCCUCUUCCCACUUGAAGGGAGGUGCCAAGAGGGUCAUCAUCUCUGCUCCCAGUGCUGAUGCCCCCAUGUUUGUGAUGGGUGUCAACCAUGAAAAAUAUGACAAAUCCCUGAAGGUUGUCAGCAAUGCCUCCUGCACAACCAACUGCCUGGCUCCCCUGGCCAAGGUCAUCAACGACAAAUUUGUGAUUAUUGAGGGACUCAUGAGCACUGUCCAUGCCAUCACGGCAACCCAGAAGACUGUGGAUGGCCCAUCCGGGAAGCUGUGGAGAGAUGGGCGUGGCGCCAGCCAGAACAUCAUCCCUGCUUCCACUGGUGCAGCCAAGGCUGUGGGCAAGGUCAUCCCUGAGCUUAAUGGCAAGCUGACUGGCAUGGCUUUCCGUGUCCCCACUCCCAAUGUGUCUGUGGUUGACCUGACCGUUCGUCUGGAGAAACCUGCUAAGUAUGACGAUAUCAAGAAGGUGGUGAAGGAAGCGGCGGAAGGACCCAUGAAGGGAAUUCUGGGAUACACAGAAGACCAGGUGGUAUCCACAGACUUCAAUGGGGAUUGCCACUCCUCUAUCUUUGAUGCCGGUGCAGGCAUCGCACUUAACGACCAUUUCGUGAAGCUGGUCUCAUGGUAUGACAAUGAGUUUGGUUACAGCAACCGCGUUGUUGACCUUAUGUGCCACAUGGCCUCCAAGGAGUAAAGCCGCUAACUGACCCGGUCAGACACUUCAUCAGACCACCUGCAAAUACGUCAACAUGCAACAUCAGUUUUUCUUUUUGUACUAAAUGCCCUGUGAGAGACGAAUGUCUCUUACUGUAAUGAACAAACUACAAUUUGAAACGAGUUGUCUGUUUAGUCCCAAAAAAUGGGACUUCAGUCUGUCACCUAAUAAAGUCCUCUGUUUGUGAGUAA